Oncorhynchus masou masou (cherry salmon) is the source of this 6081-nucleotide messenger RNA. It is a transcript of the gene glceb, whose product is annotated as glucuronic acid epimerase b. Gene Ontology annotation, biological process: heparan sulfate proteoglycan biosynthetic process. Gene Ontology annotation, molecular function: heparosan-N-sulfate-glucuronate 5-epimerase activity. The record is from RefSeq and is a predicted model, not a curated record. Gene Ontology annotation, cellular component: Golgi apparatus. The transcript is spliced from 6 exons. The coding region runs from base 275 to 2059 and encodes 594 amino acids. NCBI's taxonomy places the organism in Eukaryota, Metazoa, Chordata, Actinopteri, Salmoniformes, Salmonidae.
GAGAAGCAGAUGCGCGAUUGUGUGUCCACAUUAAAUGUUGCGCGAAGGUAAGGCAUACAGCCUCUUGUGAAAAGGAACAUUCAGAGAGAAGCCAGCUAUCUAAGUAAUUGAUUUCAGGAUAUUCAGAACUAUAACUGAACAGAACAUUUAUUGAGCUUUUGUCGCAGGUGGUGAGGAGUCGGCCAGAUGAACUAGAUCCAGGGGAACUCGUAGCCGGGGACAUGACUGAUCCGUUGGCUGUUUUCUGGUGAAUGGAUUAGGGUGUGCUGUGACCAUGCGUUGCCUGGCGGCCCGGGUCAACUACAAGACCCUGAUCGUCAUCUGCGCCCUCUUCACCCUCCUCACCAUGCUUCUGUGGAACCGCUGCUCCAGCGACACCGCCCUGCGCUUCCUCCCGCGGGCCCCGCCGCCACCCCCCAGCGCCAAGGGGGGCGACGCCAGCAUUAGCAGCCAGCAGCAGCCCCCGGAGCCGCCGCCCAUAGUAGGCGGAGCUGCCGGCAUCAAGUACGAAGAGAUGGACUGCCUGAUUAACGACGACGUCACGAUAAAGGGUCGGCGGGACGGUGCUGAAGUGUACUUUCCUUUCAGCUGGCUGGAGAAGUACUUUGAGGUGUACGGCAAGGUGGUGCAGUACGACGGUUACGAGCGCUUUGAGUUCCAGCACAGCUACUCCAAGGUGUACGCGCAGCGCGAGCCCUACCACCCGGACGGCGUCUUCAUGUCCUUCGAGGCAUACAACGUGGAGGUGCGCGACCGCGUCAAGUGCAUCAGUGGAGUGGAAGGCGUGCCCCUCUCCACCCAGUGGGGUCCCCAGGGUUACUUCUAUGCCAUCCAGAUCGCCCAGUACGGCCUGAGCCACUACAGCAAGAACCUGACGGAGCGGCCACCCCAUGUGGAGCUGUACGACGCGGCUGAGGAGAAGGACAACCGCGCGGGCUCACCCAGCGGUCCCUGGACGGUCCCCAAGGGCUGCAGCCUCACACGGCUCCACGACAAGGGCCGUGCCACCUCUGUGCGCCAGUUCAGUGCCCCAGAGAACUCUGAAGGUGUCUCCCUCCCCCUGGGCAACUCCAAGGACUUUAUCAUCUCCUUCGACCUCAAGUUCACCUCCAACGGAAGCGUGUCUGUGGUGCUGGAGACCACGGAGAAGGGCGCGCCCUUCAUCAUCCACUAUGUCACUUCCGCUCAGCUCAUCGCCUUCAGUGGCCGCGACAUCACCUACGGCAUCGGGCCCCGUGCUGCCUGGUCCACGGUCACCCGGGACCUGCUGACCGACCUGAGGAAGGGCGUGGGCCUGUCCAACACCAAGGCCGUCAAGGCCACCAAGGUGAUGCCGCGGCGGGUUGUGCGACUGAUAGUCCGUGGGCGCGGUGCCAUCGACAACGUCACCAUCUCCACCACGGCGCACACGGCUGCUUUCUUCGCCGCCAGUGACUGGCUGCUGCGCAACCAGGACGAGCGUGGCGGGUGGCCCAUCAUGGUCACACGCAAGCUGGGCGAGGGCUUCCGCCCGCUGGAGCCUGGCUGGUACUCCGCCAUGGCGCAGGGCCAGGCCAUGUCGACUCUGGUCCGCGCCUACCUGCUCACCAAGGACCAGACGUACCUGAACGCUGCGCUGCGUGCCACAGGCCCCUACAAGCUGCACUCUGAACAGCACGGCGUCAAGGCUGUCUUCAUGAACAAGUACGACUGGUACGAGGAGUACCCCACUACACCAGGCUCCUUCGUGCUCAACGGCUUCAUAUACUCGCUGCUCGGUCUCCACGAUCUGGCCGAGACGGCGGGCGAGAAACUAGGCCGGGAGUCUGGCCUGUUGUUCUCCAGGGGCAUGGAGUCCCUCAAGGCCAUGCUGCCACUGUAUGACACUGGCUCGGGCAGCAUCUACGACCUGCGGCACUACAUGCUGGGCACAGCCCCCAACCUGGCACGCUGGGACUACCACACCACGCACAUCAACCAGCUGCAGCUGCUGGCGUCCAUCGAUAACGCGCCCAUCUUCCGGGACGUGGUGAAGCGCUGGAAGAGCUACCUGAAGGGGGGGCGGGCCAAGCACAACUAGGAGCCGGUCCUGGACCAUGAACUCUUUGGGGAGGUGUGGGAGGGGAGUGUGUGGUAUGUCUGUGUGUGUAGCCUACGUAGCUACGUGUGUGUGCACAUUUCUGUGUGUGUAGCCUACGUAGCUACGUGUGUGUGUGCACAUCUCUGUGUGUGUAGCCUACGUAGCUACGUGUGUGUGUGCACAUCUCUGUGUGUGUAGCCUACGUAGCUACGUGUGUGUGUGCACAUCUCUCUGUGUGUGUAGCCUACGUAGCUACGUGUGUGUGUGCACAUCUCUGUGUGUGUAGCCUACGUAGCUACGUGUGUGUGUGCACAUCUCUCUGUGUGUGUAGCCUACGUAGCUAUGUGUGUGUGUGUGCACAUCUCUGUGUGUGUAGCCUACGUAGCUACGUGUGUGUGAUCUGGUUACAGAGAAGAUGAAAGGUAUGUUCAGUCUAAAAGCGCUAAAUGUUUGCGGUGCCGUUCGUCCCGGGUCUUAUUUUUGCCACUGUAAUUGCAGCUGUGGUCUAUUCCGAGCUCGCUGUUGUAAUUAUGUGCAAACAUAGCUUCAGGGAGUGUGUCUGUGUGUAUGGGAGAAAAAGGGUGCACCCCCCCCCCCAUUUGUCUCUUCACUCAUCAGGAUGCUACAGAAGAAGAAUGUCUUGAGUGGGUUUAUUGAAUAGCAUUGUUCCAACACUUUAUUCCUUCACUAGUCUCCCCUCUAAUGUUCACCUGUGUUUUGGGAUGGCUGAAGAACUAGCUGACUGAAACCAUACUGUCAAUACUAGAUGGAGUAGGAUAUGAGUCUAAUUUAUAGACUCUUAUUGGAGGAGAGUCUUUCUCAAUUCUGAAUGUUGGAUCAGCUUUUCCCCCGACCGACCAGUUACAGCAGUGAUUAUAGUUGUUUUGAACGUACCACAUGUUAUUUGUUGUUCUAGGAAAGUAAAUAGUCCACCGAUUGGUGUUCAGAGUACAAAGAUAAGGAGCUACUAUCGUCAUUCACUAAGAAGCUCCCCGGGAUUAUCAUGAGUAACCCCAGAUGUAGAAUCAGUUUACUUUAACCCAACCUAAAACAUCAGUGUCCAAUAAAUAGAUCUGACUUGCGAUCAGCGGCAGGGUAGCCUAGUGGUCAGAGCGUUGGACGGAAGGUUAACCGGAAGGUUGCAAGUUCAAAUCCCCGAGCUGACUCUUAGGGGCAACAACUUCUCACCCCCUCAAGCUAACAUCCCAUUCCCAUAGGCCUCAUAACCACCUCACCACAAUCUCAUUUUGGGGGGCGAAGAUUGAACCCUGCGGAGCCCCGUAGUCCUAAUCUGUUCAGGGGCGGUGUCCGUGUAGCUGCUCUCAGGUCAGUUUGAUUGCUCUGGGACAAGGGUUGUAUUUCAGCCCAGCAAUGGGAGGCAGCAUCCCCGAUCCCCGGCCACAACGAGCUCCCAUUACAGCUCCCUGGGGUCGGCCCAUCAUCCUUCACAUACUGGAGCCAGAGGCAUUCGCUAUAGUCGUUACAUUACAUCCUAUCUUUUCCCAUUGCCAGGAAAUGGCCGCCUCCCCUCAGUCUCAGUCUGGAGUUCAUGUCCAUUAUAAAUCCAUCUUGAAUUAUUCCUUAGUGAUUUCACUCAUUUUAAUUUCACCAUGGGUUGAUUUUCGUGAACCCUCUCCAGUUGAGUGUCUGAUCAGCAAAUGAAAUGUAGAUGAAUGUAAUUUCUCAUUGAAUAUUGUGAUUGUUUCAGUAACACUGACAUCAUAUCCAUAUCCUAUUUUACAUUCAUUGUCAGAAAUACUGGCUACUACAUUACAUUUUAAUUACGCUAUCAAUCAUCUGGAAAUUAUAUCAAUCAUUUGCUAAUCAAUACACUACAAUUCUGGAAACGUGUGUGUGUGUGUGUGUGUCUGAGAGAGUGGGCAGAUUGAGGCGUCAUGUUCGAGGAACACUGUCAACAUCUGUAGUUUCUCAACAAGAACAUCGCCGGCGGCUGAGGUUGUUUUGAACGCUGCCCUAAUUCUUGGCACGCGGAGACGCUAGCGGAAAGCAAGCUAAUGACAGUCGGGCUUUCUCCCAUCCGUUAGCAUGCGUGGGCUCAGGCCUGUUCAAUCUCCCUGCCUGGCCUAUUGACAGGUGGAUGUGAGUGAAGAGGGCUGCAGAGCCACCUCUCAUUCAGACGGUUAAUAGGCUGGAGUCCUGAGAGCCUGUCGGUGGAGCAGCCGCGGCAGCAGGGAAUGAUUCAGCUUUUAACUGACUGGUAAACAAUGGCUGGCCAAGACCAAGGAGACAGUUUCACCUCUGACUGAUGUGGAGUCAGAUCAGAUUGGCUGUGAGAAGAAUGUUCUGUGGCUGUGGUUCAGACGGAUCGGGUUUCACCGUCUCCGACCGGCUACAGGAAUUGUAAAGUGCGUAAGAGGACUGAAAUGUUGUUUUUUUUGUUCAAAGGACCAUUUCUCCCCUUUUUCCUAAAUGACUUUUGAACUUGAUAAAGGACUGAAUCUGCCGACUUCAGUGACGUUGGCUCUUUGAGGUGACGCCAAUGACGUGUAAAAUAAUGACAGGAAAAGACAAAAAGCUCCUGCUGGUGUGAGUCGGGUGCUGCUGUCAGAGAGGAGACGGUAAGAAGAGUGUGAGCUCCAUGUUUUCAUUAGCACAUGCAGAGGAAAUGGGGUUAACCUUCAUUUACUCUCAGUGAAAUUUACUGUCAGUCCAGGUGCAGUAGUUCUCAAACUCAAAGCCCCAACCUUGUGUUUCCUAUCCUGGUCCCAGAUCUGUUUUAGCACGACAAUGACCAUAGGAUUUCACAAGACGGCACAAACGCAUCUGAGACCAGGUAGUGUGUGUGUGUGUCUACCUGCUCCAUCUGAUCUCCCAGGUUCCAUGUCAGUCACGGGGUUCAGAUGGUCACCUCUUCACCCUCUGUGACCCUUGCCCUCUUGUGCCCUGCUCUGAUUUCAUUCUGGAGGCCAAGUCAUCGUUUGCUGAGAAAUUGCACUCUGAACCUGUCAUAACUUGAUCCCCUGAUUUGGAUAUUCAAUGGAUAUUGUUUGAUUCUCUUAAUCAUUGGUUGAUCAUGUCUAUCUCAUUUCUUCACAUGAAUACCACUAUGCAUAUUUCAUACUUUGCCGGGACUAAGAAUGAAGUACAUUCUUUAAAGGGAUAUUGGGACAGUCAGGCGUACCAAUAGGGCCUGUGUUUAUUGAGCGCUUCAUUUUGUUCAUACCAAAGUCUUUAAAAGUCCAGGUUGUUUGAGGUGUUCUUAAUUGUUUUGUUUCUGCAGAUUUUCCAUGAAGCAUUUUGUUUGUCAGUCUCAAGUCUGAGAUAUCACAAGAUGACAAACGAUAAUGCUUAAACAAGAGUUUCCCUCCUCAGAGACAACGGGGGGGAAAUCGACUGCCUUUCGGGAAAAUGUAGUUUUUUAAAUGUAGAUUCUAAUAGAGUAGUGUCGGAAGUUCUAGUGAACAGAAGAUGUGUAAAACUCUCCUGUCUAAUGGGAUGUGUGCAACCGUACAUCUAGUGUUGGUGCUCGGUCACAUUUCAAAGGGAAAAAUAGGCUCCUAACUGCAGGUUCUCCUGGAGGGGGUUGUAGUUUACCAGCUUGCUUUGUUUAGCGUUGGUUUACAUGGUGGAAGGAUUUGCUUUAGGGUCAGCUGUUUUGUUUUUUGUUGUUGAGUAAAGCACAAUCACAGGCUCCAUUAGUUGGUCUAUAUUUCUGUUGGAUUUAGUUUCUUCUGGACAAUGUGCAACGCCUUCCUUUUGAAAGCUGCUAUUGUUUUUCACUGUGUAAAGGAAUCUUUCUCGUCGUUAUUUUCUCUCCUUUUCAACUUGAUUCUUUCCACUAUCCUGUAAAUUGACAUGUGCGAAUCACAUGUGACUUAUGCAAUAAAAUGUAGACUGGGUCCCAGCUGCCGAGGGGCGCCCAGAGAGCGGUUGUACAGACAAGCACAAUGUGCACAUGCUACCAUUUUUUUAUGCAGAGAAAAAGUGUUUAUAUAUAAGAGUGAAUCUUUGUGCUUAAAAAGUCGCUUUUUAAAGUUGUAAAAUAAAUACAUUUUUCUUAA